AUGAGGCUGAUGGUGUUGUUCAUGUUGGGAGUGUAUGGUAGUAAAGUCGAUUGUCAGAUUGCUUUGGCCAUUUACGCUCGCAGUAAACGAUGUACGUUGUUGAUGCAGAUUGACGAGAUGUGUAUGGUGAUGUGUGGAGCAUGGCUUUGUGGGUCUGACGGGAAAUGGGAGUUUGUUGUGGAUAAGACAAAUAUGGCGAGGAUGAUACCUGUUGUCCAUGAAGCGCUGACCAUAAAGGAGUUCGAGAUUCGGGUGUUUGCUGAGUUCAAGAAGUCGGAAACUUCUUUCAAUAUAGUGCUUAGCUAUUGGCCGCCGGACAGCAAGGAACUUGCAACCGGAAUUAAACCCCCCCCCCCCGUCCUGCUGACAAGCGAUGGUGCGCUUAGGUAUUUCUUUUCCCACAUGAAAGUCACCGGGAGUUUGAAUCUGUUCGCAACCUUCGACAUUUUUGGGUAUGGCGUUGGUUCGAAAACCAACUUCAUUAACCUUGAUGAUUUUCAGCUUAUUGAGGAGGUUGAGAAAUUAGAAGAGAGGUUGAUGUCAGAAAGUAACCCCACUGGUGGAGGUGAUUGUAGUGGCUGGAGUGACGGUAUUGACAGUGACUACAGUGGGCCAGAAGAGAUUGAUGAAAGGGAUGUUAGGCCUAGAGGUUAUGACGUUGAGUUUUUGGAGCCACUAAUUGAUGGUGAUUUGGGAGGCCGCAACGCUGUUGAAGUUGUGUUUAACGACAAAGAGGCCAAUGGGGUUGCGAAGUUGUCGGAGGGUAGCAGAAGUGAGCCUGUCGGGGAAAGCAGCGGCGGUGGUAGAUGUUUGAAGGGUGAGAUCCAUGUGGAUGACUUCGCUUGGAUGGGUAGAACGAGUUUAGGUGGACGGAACACUCGUGGUCAGGAGCCGGAGUUUGACAUUCCGCCUUUGUAUGAUGACACGGUGUACGAAGCCGCCGAAAUCCCAUGGUUAGAUGUCGAAGAGGCUAGUGGUGUUGUUCAUGUUGGGAAGGUGUAUGGUAGUAAAGUCGAUUGUCAGAUUGCUUUGGCCAUUUACGCUAUUAAAGGGCAGUUUCAGUUCAAACAGACGAGGACAAAGGUUGACUCGUUUGUGUGCGAGUGUCCCGAUGAUCGUUGUGACUGGAGAGUCACAGCUCAUGAGAUACGGGGUUGUGGUUACUAUGAAAUUAGGAAAGCUCAGCUGGAUCAUUCUUGUCCAAUCGAGAGUAGGAAUGGGUAUGGCAGUAGGGGAACUGCUAGGGUUAUCGCAGCAGUGUACAAGGCGAAAUUUAAAGAUCCUUCAAAAGGCCCAAAGGUGGUUGAAAUACAAAGGCUCUUGAUGGAGGAUCUUAGGCUGUCGGUAUCUUACAUGAAGUGUUACAGAGCCAAAGAGAAAGCAAUGUUUGAGUUGAGGGGACCAGAUGACGACUCGUAUAUGAAGCUGGCUGAGUAUCUUUAUAUGCUGAAACUUGCUAAUCCCGGGACGAUAGCUGAUAUUGAGACAGAGGUGGACGACGAAGGUGUGGAGCGGUUCCUUUACAUGUUUUUGGCGUUUGGGGCAUCUAUUAAGGGGUUCCACAAGCUGAGGCAUGUGUUGGUUGUAGACGGCACACAUCUAAGUGGGAAGUACAAGGGAGUGUUGCUUACAGCAAGCGGACAAGAUGGCAAUUUCCAAGUGUUUCCUAUGGCAUUUGCAAUAGUAGACAGUGAGGAUACUGAGGCUUGGACGUGGUUUCUGCAGAAGGUUGAGAGGCUAUUGGCGGAUUCGAGUAACCUUGCUAUAAUAUCAGACAUGGCCACUUUGAUUGCCAAUGCGGUCAGUUGUGUGUAUCCACAAGCCCAUCAUGGGUUUUGUAUCGUCCAUUUGGCCAGGAACGUGAAUGCUAGGUUUUCUAGCAAGGGGUUAGCGAGGUUGGUGACUGCGGCUGUGACUGCGCAUAGGAUGAGAGAUUACAAAAACUUCUGUGACAAGAUCAGGGCGUCAAACAACGAAUGUGGGGUCUAUUUGGGGAAGAUAGGGUCUGCACGUUGGUCUAAAACGUACUUUGGGGGGCAGAGGUAUAAUAUAAUGACUAGUAACAUAGUUGAACAGCUUAACAACGCAUUGGUAGAGGGUAGGUCGUCCCCAAUAAUUGAGUUGGUGAUGUUCAUACAAGGGAUGAUGACAAGGUGGUUCAGUGCAAGACGUAAGAAGGCCAAUAAGCACCGGGGUUUGAUGACAAUAGAAGUCGAUAAAGUGAUGACGAAGACCAUGGCGAUGUUUAGGGGCAGCAAGGUUAACUCUAUUUCUAGCUGGAGCUGCCAAGUUGUUGGGAAGUUUGGUGGUUCUGAGAGUGUUCAGUUGGAGCAGAAGAAGUGUACUUGCAAGUACUUUGACAACAUGAAGAUACCAUGUGGGCAUGCCAUGAUUGCAGCCGACAACAUAUGGCUCGCAUAUGAGACUAUGGUAGGACAUUGGUACAAGACGGUGGCGUGGAGGGAAACCUAUGCAGGUAUUAUUAGCCCAAUUGGCGACCCUAGGGAUGAAUAUAUUCCAGACAAUGUCAGGGAUGCAACGUUGAUGCCACCAUUGACUAAGAGGCCACCAUGA
Brassica oleracea var. oleracea is the source of this 2574-nucleotide messenger RNA. RefSeq lists its product as uncharacterized. Gene Ontology annotation, molecular function: zinc ion binding. The transcript is spliced from 2 exons. NCBI's taxonomy places the organism in Eukaryota, Viridiplantae, Streptophyta, Magnoliopsida, Brassicales, Brassicaceae. The record is from RefSeq and is a predicted model, not a curated record. Bases 1 to 2574 code for a protein of 857 amino acids.